UUACAAUUUGCUUGCGGGUUUCCCCAGGAAUAGCGCGGCGAACGCGGCCCUUGAUUUGUUUGCGUGGCGCACUGCGCAUCGUGGCCAGUGAUUCGGCGCUGAGAUAUCUGACACGUGGGCUAUGCCAAAGGAAGGAGAGAUUAUUACGUACAUCAAAGAGGCGACAAUAGAUAAAUCCUAUCAAACGAAUCUUUUGCCUGCCGUAACAGUAAUAAUCUCUCCAGUUAUGGCACAAUGAAUUCCUCCCUGGCCCAAUGAGACAAAGCUGUACCUACCAGGGUUUCCCUCCAGUGUAGUUAUUUGCUUGAAUUUUGAGGUGUGUUUUAAACUAACAGUGUACCUACCCAUGAUUGAUCCUGUUUUAUUAUGUUGUAGUUGGCACUAACUGUGGCACAUGACUAACAUGAACUGAUAGUGUAGAUUUAGAACAGAAUUUUGUUGAAUCCUACCUACCUCGUCGUUCCAAUUACCUGCACACCAUGGAUCCGACUGAUGAUCAAGAGCGUGUUGUCACAAGGCCCGCCCAGGCACUGAAAAUGACUGAGAAGGGUUACCAGUACCAUAAGGAGUUGAAGCUGAAGAUGUUCAGACAAAUGCUGAUCAAGCUGGAGAAAGACGGAAAGAUGCUUCUGGAUGAUCUGACAUCUGAAGAUGAUGAAGACAGGAUGCAGCAAACAGUUGCAAAGAUCUCCAGAUGGCAGCACACUUACAUUAGACUGAAACAGACAGAUGGUGACCUGCGUACUCUUCUGGGAGGAGAUUAUGAUGAGCACAGGACAACGUAUGAGCAGAAACUGAUAGAGUUGGAGGUCAUGAGAGCAACAAUUGAAUCUCUGACACCAGCCCAAGGAGAGGAUGUCAACCAAAAGAAGGCAAAGGAUCAAGAUGAAUGUUCAUCUACGAGGAGCGGGUCAUCAAGAUCAGGAAUGUCAAUGAGAGCCCAGCUGUACAUGUUGAAAGUAAAAGAAAGCCAAAGCACAGUGGAGCUCAAGACAAGAGCAGCUGCUCUUGAGGAGAAGUGCCAGCUGGAAAGAGAAAUGAAAAUGAUGGAAACCCAAAUGCAAGAACUGAAGUGGAAAGAAGAACGACACAAACUGAACACUGAACUGAAGAUUCAGCAAGCAAAGACAGAAGUGAUUGAGAAUAUGGAAAGGGAGAUUGACACAUCAUUUCUGACACCACAAGAAGUUGGAGAUGGUAGCCUGCAGACAAGGAAGGUGAACCAGGUCAGUACGGGAGAAUGUACUACUGAUUGUCAUGAAGCAAACACAGACAUGACAAACUGUGCCAACCCGCAGCUGACCGCAGUUGAACCAUCUCCACCCCCAGGUCCUGAGCCAGCAACUGGACCAGUGACUGUGUCUGUGUUGACUGAGCUUCUUUCUCAGCAGGCUCAGAGAGAUCGUCUGCCUCAGAUUGAGCCAAGCGUCUUCAGAGGCGACCACACGACAUUCCACAUGUGGCUGAAGGCUUUCGAAGCCUACAUUGAGGCCAGAUGCUCGUCACCAAGUGAACGACUCCAUUACUUGGGACACUACACUGCUGGAGAUGCUCGGAACUCCAUUCUCGGUUUCCUACAGCUGAGCUCAGAGGACGCAUACAUGCAGGCCAAGAAACGACUGACAGACCGAUAUGGCAAUGCCUUCAUCACUGCCAAUGAGUUCAAGAAGAGGUUGUACAAGUGGCCAGAGGUGAAGGCAGGAGACAGUAAGUCACUCACUGAACUGGCUGACUUUCUUGAACAGUGUUUGAUGGUUUCAAACUCCAUGCAAGAGCUGAAGAUGUUUGAAGGCAUGCAUGAUAUUGACAUGGUCAUCAGAAAACUGCCAAGGUACAUGAGUGACAGUUGGAGACGGGUGGUGGACAGGUGGAUACAUGAGCCUGAAGAUGGUGCCAUGCCUCAGUAUCCUCCCUUCUCACAGUUCGUCUCUUUCAUGAGCAAGGAGGCAAGAGUCUCUUCUGGUCCUGUGACGUCACGGAAUCGAGAAGAAGACAGGAAGAGACCACCGACAAAGAAGGAAAGAAACACACAUGUGCUUCUUACAUCUGUGCCGGUGAAUCAGAGACAGGAAAACCUGCAGCUUCAGCAGCAGCACUGCGUCAUCUGUAAGGACGAUCACUCCAUGGAUCAGUGUGCAGCGUUCAUGAGGAUGUCCUUGAAGGAGCGGCAGGAGCUCGUUCGGCAACGAGGACUGUGUGGAGGCUGCCUGAGACGAGGCCACAGGUGGAAAGAGUGCAGAAGGAAGCAGCAGUGCGAGAAGUGCAAAAGACUGCACCCUACUCUACUGCACGAUGAGAGCCUUCUGAAGCAAAGCAGGACGGCUUCUGCUUCAACAGGAACCCAGACGACGGCCACGUCGCUCCAUGUCACCUCCAGUGACACGAGAAGUGUGAGGCUGAAGUGCACACACUCGAUGCUGGUGCCCGUCCAGCUUGAGCAUCGAGACUGUCCAACCAGCAAAGAGAUCGUGUACGCGCUGUUGGACCCACAGUCCGACACCUGUUUCGUGAAGGAUUCUGUGUUGCAGAGAAUGGGUGUGGAUGGUGAAGAAGUGGCUCUGGAAGUGAACACGAUGACCGGGAAGACUGUCUCCAAAAGUCAAGUCAUCAGGGGCUUCACCAUCCGAGAUCUCUCUGGAAGCCAGAAGAUAGAGUUGCCUCCCACAUACUCAAAGGAAGACAUCCCAGCCGAACGUCAGCUCAUUCCACGACGUGAGACUACAGCCGAGUGGACACAUCUACGUGAAGUCUCCCGAGAGCUGCCAGAGUAUCGUCCCGAGGCUGAGAUCGGUAUCCUCAUUGGUGUCAACUGCUCGAAGGCCCUGAAACCCCUUGAAGUGAUCACAGGUGGAGACGACGAGCCGUGGGCGAUUCGUACGAGCCUAGGCUGGAGUGUGGUUGGCUACAUGGGAGAGGCCGAGGAAACUGACGGACAAGAAGACUCUGCGUGCCUCUUCAUCUCGACAGAAGCAGGCCCAAAGAGGAUUCAACACUACGCGUUCAGAGUGAGAGCCAGAGAACUACAUCCAGAGCAAGUCGCUAGAAUGUUGGACUCUGACUUUGACCCACAGAGAGACAAGGGCAAAGCGAUGUCUCAAGACGACAAGCAGUUCCUGAUGAUAAUGGAAGACAGUAUGCACCAGCUCGCAGAUGGUCGUUUUGAGGCUCCACUUCCGCUGCGUGAGCCAAACACCAAACUGCCGGACAACAUUGAACAAGCUCAGGGCCGUCUGCAGUCCCUAAGCAGGAAGUUCAAGAAGGAUUCUGACUACAAGGACCUGUACGUCAGAGCUAUGGAAGAGAUGCUGGCCAAAGGGUACGCCGAGCCCGUCCCUGAUGAAGAAAUCGAGGCCAGCAACGGACGUGUGUGGUACGUUCCCCACCAUGGCGUCAUCGAAAGGAAGAAAAACAAGGUCAGAGUGGUAUUCGACUGCAGUACCGAGUACCGUGGACGAUGCCUCAAUCGGGAACUGUUGCAGGGACCUGACUUCUCCAACAACCUGGUAGGCAUUCUGACGCGGUUCAGAAAGGAGAAGAUCGCGCUGACAUGUGACAUUGAGGCGAUGUUCAACCGAGUCGUGGUUACACCGCCGGACAGAAACCUACUGAGAUUCUUGUGGUGGCCGGGAGGUGACGUGGAAGAGGAGCCUGUCUUGUACAGAAUGACCACGCAUCUCUUCGGAGCCAUCUCGUCGCCUGCGUGCGCCAUGCACGCUCUGAACCUGACAGCAGAGCUGUACGCGUCGAGACACGGAGAGGAAGCAGCCGCCUUCGUGAAACGCGACUUCUAUGUCGAUGAUGGGCUAGCUUCAACGCCUCGAGCAAGUACGGCCAUCUCGCUCAUCGAGAACACGACGAAACUCUGCGCUGAAGGCGGAUUUAAGCUUGGAAAGUUCGCCAGCAAUGACUCUGCAGUUCUGGGAACCAUCCCGAUCUACUCCAGGUCCAAGACGCUGCAGAAUGUGGACCUCUUGAAGCACAAGACUGAGCUCUGUGAGCAGGCACUAGGAGUAAGGUGGGAUCUGUUCUCUGAUACGAUCCUGUUCAACAUCGACAUCCCUGAAAAACCGCUGACCAGGCGAGGCAUACUUUCAGGUGUCAGCUCUGUUUUCGAUCCGCUGGGGCUGAUCUCGCCGAUCACGCUUCGUGGAAAGAUGAUCAUCAAGGAGCUGUGUGGCCAAGACUGCACAUGGGACGACCCAGUUCCCGAGGAGCUGGGCCUUGAAUGGCUUACCUGGAGGAAGGAGCUGCUGAACCUCUCGGCUCUGAGGCUCCCGAGGCAGUAUGGAGCCAACAUGCGACCGAGCAGCGGCACGACCAGAUACGAGUUGCAUCACUUUUCCGACGCCUCCAUGUGUGGAUAUGGUGCAUGCAGCUACCUACGAGCUAUCCGAGACGAUGAGGUAACCUGCGACCUGGUGAUGGCCAAGUCGAGAGUGACGCCGAAGAAAGUCAUCACUGUCCCUCGCCUGGAGCUCGCGGCGGCAGUGCUGGCUGCUGAGCUCGGUGAGUUCCUGGGACACGAACUGAGCAUCCCUGCGUUGGAACAACACUACUGGUGCGAUAGCCGAGUUGUACUGGGAUAUAUACGGAACAGUUCUCGUAGGUUUCACGUAUAUGUUGCUAACCGUGUGCAGCUGAUCAACAACCACACGACCCCCGAUCAGUGGCACUUCAUCUCUUCAGCUGAUAACCCUGCUGAUGUGACUUCUCGCGGCAGUUGUGUGCGAGAACUUGUUGACAAUCAUCUCUGGUGGCAUGGACCAGCAUUCCUCUCCCUCUCAACAGAUCUACCGCUGGUGGACAACGAAGAAGUGGUAGAUGAGCGAGACCCAGAGGUGAAGAAAGCAGCUGCACUAAUGACCAAGAGCAGCACAUCCGCAGCAGUGUAUCCUACUCUGCUGGAACGACUGGAGCGAUUUUCCUCGUGGUUCACCGCGAAGAAAGCAGUGGCAAACUGCUUGCGGUACAUGAGGAAGCUGCAAGAAGCGAGCAAGAAGCGUCGUGCUGAUAACAGUGAAGGAACUCGGACGCAGGAUGAACUGCAAGUACAAGACCUCAAGGAGGCUGAAGUAAUCAUCUUGAGGUCGCUGCAGAAAGAGACAUUCAAGAACGAGAUGGUUUUUGUCCGAGAGCAGUGUCACGAUGGAAGUGAAACACUCGAGAAGUCGAAGGACAACACGGAAGAUGAUUUGUCCAGCUGUCAGCUGAAAGAACAGAAGAGGAACAGCUCACUGAGAAAACUGGACCCGGUUAUGAGACACAAUGGCCUCCUCUGUGUCGGAGGUAGGAUCAGGCGGGCCAGCCUGCCUCAAGAGGUCACAAACCCGGUGAUCUUACCCAAGAGCAGUCAUGUGACGACUCUCAUCAUUCGUCAGUGUCAUGAGAAGACAGGUCACUCUGGAAGAGAAAUGACGCUGGGUGAGAUCAGACAGCAAGGCUACUGGGUCAUACACGGACGAUCAGCGGUCUCGAGCUACGUUCUGCGCUGCGUGCUCUGCAGAAGACUGCGUGGCUCAGCCUGUGGACAAAAGAUGGCUGAUCUCCCGUCCGAACGGCUGGAGCCGUCCGCUCCCUUCACGUUUUGUGGUGUGGACUGUUUCGGCCCCUCCUUUGUGAAGGAGCGUCGAAGUGAGGUGAAACGGUGGGGACUUAUCUUCACCUGCCUGAGUUCUAGAGCGGUGCAUCUGGAGACGCUCAACUCUAUGUCAACCGACUCAUUUCUCAAUGCGUACAGGAGAUUUGUUUGUAGAAGGGGACCUGUACAGCGACUAUACUGCGACAACGGCAGCAACUUUGUCGGUGGACAGAGUGCUUUGAAAGCUGCACUGAAGGAGAUGAAAUCAGAGGUCACAGAAGCUUUGCUGAAGGACCAGUGUGAUUGGAUCGAGUUCUCAUUCAAUCCCCCUCAUGCCAGUCAUAUGGGCGGGAUAUGGGAGAGAAUGAUCCGCUGUGCCAGAUCAGCACUGACCAGCCUUCUGGUCACCAACGGACAGCAGCUGGACGACGAGCUGCUUCGGACCAUGAUGUGUGAGGUAGAGGACAUAGUCAAUAGCCGUCCCAUCUCUGUAGUUGAUAUGUCUGACACUAACAAACUCGAACCUCUCAGCCCCAGCCUCCUCCUUACACAGAAAAGUAGAAUAGUUCUUCCCUUUCCUGGUAGGUUCUCUUCGCCGGACCUGUACGCCCGCCAGCGGUGGAGGCGCAUCCAACACCUGGCGAACGACUUCUGGGCCCGCUGGAGGAGGGAGAUCGUCUACGCUGCACAAGAGAGACGCAAAUGGACGAGGGUUGUGCAGAACAUCGAGGUCGACGACAUCGUUCUCGUCGUGGACGACGAGCGCCCGCGCUCGGAGUGGCCGUUGGCGCGUGUUGUCGCUACGCACCCGAGCGGCGAUCACCUUGUGCGGAAGGUUCGCGUGCUCCUGGGCGGCUCCGAGUACGAGAGGCCGGUGCACCGCCUUGUGCUUCUCCUGCGGAGGGACUGUACGUGAUUCCCCGUCGAGGAAGCCUGAUGUGGAUUGGUCAGGUCGACCAAUCGAAGCACAAAGUGCUCAGUGAUCUGCUACGGACUAUAUUGAUCAGUGAGUGGGAUGAUCAGUGAGCGAUCAGUGAGUGCGCGUGCAAAACUGAACUCGCCAGAGGAGCGUGACGAUGUGUUGGGUGUUACGGUGUUACGAUGUGAUCUCGCGUCGAGAUUUAGAGGAAGUGCAAAUUUUGUUCAAAUUUGGGGGAGCCAUGUUCCCGCAUUACAAUUUGCUUGCGGGUUUCCCCAGGAAUAGCGCGGCGAACGCGGCCCUUGAUUUGUUUGCGUGGCGCACUGCGCAUCGUGGCCAGUGAUUCGGCGCUGAGAUAUCUGACACGUGGGCUAUGCCAAAGGAAGGAGAGAGUAGGUGACAGAAUAGAUGAUAUUUAUGAUUAUGUUAUUAUCCAAAUGAUUUGCCAAUAUGUUACUGACUUGUUACGUUACUGAUUUAACCAUUUAUUUGCUUUAUUUCUCAUAAUUUUGGCUGUGAUAAUCUAUGCUUUAUAUGAAUGAGCGUCAUAUUUGUAUCAAUUAUCGUUUUUAUGGACUGAUUGUUAUUUAUGUGUAUUUUUCAGUUAUUACGUACAUCAAAGAGGCGACAAUAGAUAAAUCCUAUCAAA
Messenger RNA from Amphibalanus amphitrite, 7146 nucleotides. RefSeq lists its product as uncharacterized. Bases 480 to 6494 code for a protein of 2004 amino acids. The record is from RefSeq and is a predicted model, not a curated record. NCBI's taxonomy places the organism in Eukaryota, Metazoa, Arthropoda, Thecostraca, Balanomorpha, Balanidae. Gene Ontology annotation, biological process: DNA integration. The transcript has 2 exons. Gene Ontology annotation, molecular function: nucleic acid binding.